This is a messenger RNA of Ixodes scapularis (black-legged tick), 1361 nucleotides long. Its product is annotated as dehydrodolichyl diphosphate synthase complex subunit Nus1. The record is from RefSeq and is a predicted model, not a curated record. The transcript is spliced from 5 exons. Gene Ontology annotation, molecular function: ditrans,polycis-polyprenyl diphosphate synthase [(2E,6E)-farnesyl diphosphate specific] activity. NCBI's taxonomy places the organism in Eukaryota, Metazoa, Arthropoda, Arachnida, Ixodida, Ixodidae. Bases 104 to 904 code for a protein of 266 amino acids. Gene Ontology annotation, cellular component: dehydrodolichyl diphosphate synthase complex; endoplasmic reticulum membrane.
GUUCCUACUUUCUAUGCGGGACUUGAAACACGACGACGCCAGCCGCACCGCUGGCCGCUCCCGUACCGUGUUGAUAUGAGCCGGCGGUGUUUCUAGUCGCGCAAUGUUCCUCACGCGUGUGCUCUGCAAACUCGUACUGUGGUUACUACACGCGCUGCUCGUUGUUGCAGAGACGCUCUCGCUGAUUAGACACCGCUUGCUACACAGGUUAGAGUAUAAAAGUGUCUACAGCAACUCAAAGUUGGACCCGGCGAAGUUUGCGUGCUCUCCGAGCAGCGUUCAUCGAAGCUUGCACUCCUUCUGCAAAGUUCCGAAGCACGUAGCGGUCGUAAUUGGGGAAAGCCUCGUCUCUUACCGAGAUGUCGCGAACCUUGUUGUGUGGUGUUUGUUCGCGAGGAUACCUCACGUAACGCUGUACGACGUUGAAGGAGUGAUGAAGAAGAACUGGUCGGAGCUGUACAAAGAAGUUUUGAGAAGUCAGAAGAAGCACUUCGGAUCCUGCGACACAAGCAAAGUUGUGCUUUACGUCGAGGGAAAAGAGACGACUGAAAAGAAUGGUCGGAAUGGCUACACUCACCACGUGCACGUGCGCUUGGCCAGCAACGAGGACGGUCGGCCCCUCUUCGCUAAAUUUGCGCGCAAGUUGUGCCAGGAAGUGAAGGAAGGGCGACUUUCUCCCAGUGAUAUUGUGCCUGACCUAAUACAGAAACAAGUUUCAGGUGAUUGGCCAGAUCCAGACAUUCUUCUCAGAUUUGGCAAAGCACACAGUGUCUUCGGCUACCAGCCUUGGCAGCUGCGGCUUACAGAAAUUAUAAGCCUGCCCACUCACCACAACCUUAGGCUGUCGGAGUUCCUGGGUGCACUUCGCACGUACGACAACCGGGAACAACGGUUUGGGAAGUGACUGUGAUUUCAGCCCACUGCAGACAUUACCGGUGAAGCCCACCGGCAACACACACCUCAUUGGGAGUGCAGUGCUUCCAGCCGUUAAAGAAAAAAAAGGACAUUUCUCAUCUGUCGUUGGGUACUUACCGGCAGUUCCUGUCAUUUUCGUUACACCUGCUUUAAAACUGUUACACUUUAUAACAUUACCGGCAAAAUCUGCCACAUGUGGUACGAUUAAAAAAAAUGUUUGUUUAAUCCAAAAGUUUUGUUUAGUAAUGAUUGGUAACUGCUGUAAAUAUAUGGAGUUUUUUUUUCCAAGCAUACAUACAUUGCACCUCUGGCUAAGUGUAAAUAGUUGGGGUGCGAACCCUCCGGUUAUUGUCUUUCUUUUGGGGUGGGGGUGGCCAGAGUGAAUGGUUGAAAUCUGGCAACUGGAGAUUUUGUGUGACUGAAGUAAAUGAUUGCAGUUUCCUCGA